AUGGAAGAUGACAUAUUCGAAAAGAACCCAGAUAUCUUGGCGAGUAUCAAUUUAAGAGUAGUUGGGUUAACGGACCGGUUAAGCAUUAGUUUAAAGAAGAAAUACAUGAAGAAACUGCUGUGGAUUUCGAAAAAGCAGCCGUCCAAGCUUAAGAGCAUUUUGAAGCCAACCCCGUAUAUAUUAUGGGAUCAGAUUCAACUCCCGCAAUGUGUCAAACAAGUUCUGGAAAAAGGUCCUAAUUAUGCUCCUGACAACACUAGGAACUGGAGGGGCGUAGUAGCGGAAGUAGAAAGAGGAAUCGUAGGUAUGUGUGAGGUUGAUAAGGACUAUUACAGAUGGAAGACGGCAUUCAAAACUGAAAAACACUCUAUGAGGCAAGGUAAAGAAUUGAGCAUCAACCAGGCUAAAAAAUGGUUGAAUCGCAAUGAUAUAGUGGUCACUAGGGCGGAUAAGAGUAAACAUUUGGUCCUAAUGAAGAAACAAAGGUACAUUGAAGCCCUGGAUGACUAUAUAAAGAAAACGGAGUGUGAAGAGGUAGACAGAGGCAUUGUUGAAAGAGUUGACAGAAAACUAAGAAGAUUGGAAAAAUCGCCCAUAGCAUCGUUAUUCCCUUUCCUAAAAGGAGCCCACAUCACCUGCCCAAGUGUACCUAGGUUGUUUGGGUUCGCAAAGACACAUAAAAACAGUAAAGAGAUCAGACCGGUAGUAGAGAAGUGUAAAGGACCAACAUACAUUCUGGAAAAACGUAUGCAUAGGCAUUUAACACAACUAAUUGAAAACUACCAAUUUGUUACAAAGGACCCGUUUAGUUUGGUUAAGGACCUGCAGGAUCUGUCGUUAAUGGACAAUGAAAUUGGGACAGUUAUGGAUUUCGAAAGUAUGUUUCCAUCAAUAAAUCUUACCUCGUGUUUUCAGGAAUUAGUGAACCUGUUAUGUGAGUUACAACCAAAAGCAUACGAACACAAGAAAGAUUUAGAGAUAAUGGUUGAUCUGAUAUGCUUUCAGUCGUUUUUCAUUUUCCAAGGUAAAGUUUAUAAGCAGUUAAGGGGAGUCCCGAUGGGCAGCCCGAUGUCUGGCCUACUCUGUGAGUUGGUGCUGAAAAAAUUAGAAAGCAUGACGCUUAUCAGCUAUAAUGAGUACAUAAUCAUGUACAAAAGAUAUGUAGAUGAUGUUCUAAUUAUUUGGAAGAAUGACGCAAUGAUAAAACGAUUCUUAUGCCAAGUGAACUCUAACCAACAUGGCUUAAAACUUAACCUGGAGCAAAUUAGUAACAAGGAGCUGCACUUCCUGGACGUCAGCAUUGAAUUUAAGAAUGGAGCUUUAUGUACGAAGAUCUACAUUAAGCCCACGCAUGAUCCUAUGUAUAUUCCGGCAAAUUCUAAUGACCCAACGGUUUAUAAGCUGUCCGCAUUUAGAGCGCUAAUCAGAAGAGCGUUUCUCUAUUGCUCAAAUGUAAUAGACACCAUGAAUGAAUUGUGUAGGAUCAAAAAAGUUGCAAAGGAGUUAGGGUUUGGAGUAAGAUCUAUAGAACGGUUAAUAGAAGCGUACGUAAAACCUAAGAGCAGCUCUAAGAAGAAACCGGAAGCUGGGGUGUAUAGGUUGAUUAGAAAUGACAAAGAAAGAAUUGAUGAUAACGAACAGGCAGGAGUUUAUGCAAUUCCCUACAAAAAUGACCAGUUGGGAAUCGAUAAGGACUAUGUUGGGGUCACUAAUAGAAACCUUAGGGAACAAGAAAAAGGAUACAUGGAAGCUUUGGGUAAAGAAGAAUUUUGGCACUACAUGCUUGUUAAAGAGAAGAAAUUUUUGGAAAAUAGAUUUAUUGAAGAUCAUUUAAGUCAUAUGAAUGUUUCUAGAAGUUGGGAAUGA
Messenger RNA from Centruroides sculpturatus (bark scorpion), 1866 nucleotides. RefSeq lists its product as uncharacterized. The transcript is spliced from 3 exons. Lineage: Eukaryota; Metazoa; Arthropoda; Arachnida; Scorpiones; Buthidae. The record is from RefSeq and is a predicted model, not a curated record. Bases 1 to 1866 code for a protein of 621 amino acids.